AUGACGUUCCCCAAAUUGGGUGCUCGCCACAUCCAAAAUAUGAGCGCCGCCACGUCGUUGGAGCCCCAUUGGGGAUAUUACGACCGGGCGCUGCCCUGCACAAACGACGCAGGCUCAUGUGCCUAUUUAGAUGAUGUCUAUUACUCCCAUGACCGGGGAAUGCUCUACUCCGGCAUCAUGUGGUGUGUGAUUGGGGCGAUUCUUCUCAGUUGGGUUGUUCUGAAGCAAUUUGGCACACCAAUGUCACCAGCGAUGGCUACACCAGCGCCAGUCGGACUAUCAAAAGUCCAGCGAGCUGCUUCAUCAUUCACCCGGAGAUAUCUUCUCCCUGAUGCGGCUCGGAUGAUUUUUGGACGGACUACCCGUCUGCAGGUGCUCAUUCUCGCCCUGCUAGCGGGAUACCUACUCAUUUUCAGCUUUGUGGGCAUCGUAUAUAACACCUGGGUUACCCCCGUGUCGGAUAUGCCCGGGGUAUACAACACCCGCAACAGCAUCGGUCCAUGGUCAGACCGUGUAGGCACCCUAGCCUACGCCCUUACUCCACUCUCCGUCCUGCUGAGCAGUCGGGAGUCUUUCCUUUCUCUUAUCACUGGCCUGCCAUACCAGAGCUUCAACUUCAUGCACCGCUGGCUCGGUUACAUCAUUUUCCUGCAGAGCUCCCUCCACACAAUCGGCUGGUGUGUAGUCGAGCUCCGGCUCUACCAACCCCAGCCAUCCGUUGGCCUCGAGUGGGUCAAACAGACCUACAUGGUUUGGGGCAUCGUCGCCAUGAUCCUCUUGCUCCUGCUCUUCGCACUCAGCACCCCCUGGGGAAUCAGGCUCACCGGCUACGAGACCUUCCGCAAGUUACACUACAUCCUCGCGAUGGUCUACAUCGGCGCAUGCUGGGGCCACUGGAAACAGCUAAAGUGUUUCCUCUGGCCAUCUCUGAUCUUCUGGUUCCUCGACCGCGGCGCUCGGUUGGUCCGAACCGCCAUCCUCCAUUACCACCCCGAACACUCCAGCACGCUGGGUCUCGGCUUCAAAGCCGCAGACGCAACAAUCACCCGCUUCCCAGACGAGGAACACGGCGACGUCAUCCGCCUCGACUUGGACAACAACCAAGACCCCUGGGCCAUCGGCCAACACUACUACCUAUGCUUCACGCAAUGCAGCAUCUGGCAAUCCCACCCCUUCACGCCGCUCAACCUCCCAACCGUCUCGAAGGGCACAGUGAAACACACCUAUCUCCUCCGUGCCAAAGGCGGGGAAACGAAAAAGGUCGCCGCCCUCGCCGCAAAGGGUAACACCACUAUGCCUAUCAUCCUAACAGGCGCCUACGGCGAAGAGAUCACCACCUCCUUAACACCAAACACAAAUAUCCUCUGCGUUGCCGGUGGAACGGGGAUCACCUAUGUCCUCCCUGUCCUCCUGGAACUGGCACAACAACCCCGCUCCGCAGACCGCAAGGUCGAACUGAUCUGGGCCAUUCGCCACUCAUCAAAUACAGAGUGGAUCAGCGCUGAAUUGGAUAGCCUCCAAAAAGUACGGAAAGAAUUGAAUCUUGAGAUUAAAAUAUUCGCUACGCGAGACUCAAGUAGCAAGACUCCCUCGCUAGACGACUCGGAGAAUUGCAAUCUAUCCGUUGCUGUCAGCCCAGCUAAGGUCGAGGUUGACGAGAAGGCCGUGCAGGUCUCGCCUUCUUCGUCGUCCGAGUCUGGCUGUUGCGGAUGUGACAAACCAACUGCCAUUGAGCGGCUUGGUGGUGCAGCCGAAGAUGUUAAUAGACAUCCUAAUUUGCCUGUGCUUGUUAACUCUUUCCUUGAGGAGACGGUGCGUGGUCCGACUAGUGUUUUUGCUAGUGGGCCUGGUGGCAUGAUCAGUGAUCUCAGGGAUAUUGUCGCUUCUUGUAACUCUGGUUCGAGAGUUUGGAGGGGAUUGGAGAGGUUUGAUGUUAAGCUAGUUUGUGAUGAUCGGUUAGAGUGGUGA
Penicillium canescens is the source of this 1968-nucleotide messenger RNA. RefSeq names its product ferric reductase family protein. NCBI's taxonomy places the organism in Eukaryota, Fungi, Ascomycota, Eurotiomycetes, Eurotiales, Aspergillaceae. Gene Ontology annotation, biological process: iron ion transport; intracellular iron ion homeostasis; copper ion import. Gene Ontology annotation, molecular function: ferric-chelate reductase activity. The record is from RefSeq and is a predicted model, not a curated record. The coding region runs from base 1 to 1968 and encodes 655 amino acids. Gene Ontology annotation, cellular component: plasma membrane. The transcript has a single exon.